AUGAGGCAGCUUAUGAGGUGCAUUGAGGAGUAUAAACGCCUGGAAGAUGAUUGGCUACAAAAUAAAGGGAAAGCCCCGUUGCUCGGGAGAUCUCGGCAGGGCUUUGCCCCGGCAAGACCGAAAAAAGAUUUCAGGAUGCAAGAACCAGAGGCGCAAAUUGAGGGAGUUAAUGUGACGUUCAAAGAGCCUGUGCAUAAAAUUCUAGAUCGGAUCAAGAAUGAAUCAUUCUUUAAGUGGCCGAACAAAAUGGGGAGUGACCCAUCUCGGAGGAACCAGAACUUGUAUUGCACAUACCAUAGGGACAAAGGGCACACCACCGAGCAGUGUUGGGUACUGAAAGAUCAUCUCGAGCAGUUAGCAAAAGCGGGGUAUCUGAAAGAGUUUGUAGUGGACUCCGUUGACCAAAAUUCCGGCCAAGGUGUUCAGCAGAGAAGGAAUCCCCUCCCGCCACCAUUGGGAGUGAUCGAAGUCAUCCAUGCUACCCCGAGAGGUACGGCGGCAGCAAAAGGGGUACUGACAGUGGCUUGCAUAAAAGGAGAACUACCCGAGAAGAGGAUCAAAGUUAGUCGGCUAACCAUCUCUUUUGGGGAAGAAGACUUACAGGGGACGAUCCAACCUCAUGAUGAUGCGUUGGUGGUAAUAGCUCGGAUAAGCGGGUUCUUGGUAAAAAGAGUGAUGAUAGACCAAGGAAGCGGGGCCGACGUGAUGUACCCGGACUUGUUCGAAGGGCUCGGAUUGAAGAGUCAGGAUUUAGCGAAAUAUGACACGCCAUUGGUCUCGUUUGACGGAAGGGUCGUGGUUCUCGAAGGGCAAAUUUCUCUCUCAGUGGAUAUGGAAGGCAAGGAAGUAAUAGUGACCUUCAUAGUAGUCCGGUCAUUCUCACCGUACACUACAAUACUGGGAAGGUCGUGGAUCCACGCAAUGAAGGCCGUUUUGUCCACCCUGCACGUGAAAGUAAAAUUUCCCACCGAGUAUGGAGUCGUCGUGGUGCAAGGAAACCAACAAGUGGCUAGGCAAUGUCUGGUCGCCGCGGUCAGAUGGAAGAACGAACAGCUCGGGCAAGCGGAAGAGACCGAAAAAGAGCCUUUAUAG
Quercus robur (English oak) is the source of this 1092-nucleotide messenger RNA. RefSeq lists its product as uncharacterized. Bases 1 to 1092 code for a protein of 363 amino acids. The transcript has a single exon. The record is from RefSeq and is a predicted model, not a curated record. Lineage: Eukaryota; Viridiplantae; Streptophyta; Magnoliopsida; Fagales; Fagaceae.